AUGAAGGUCUUUACGAUCCUCGUUGCCAUGAUGGCAUCCAUGGCGAUGGCUGCUCCUAUCGACGCUCCUGCUGAUUUGGUCGAUCGUGGAGUUGGAGGAGGUGGCAAAGGCAACGGUAGUGGCGGCUUCAGGCGUGAGAUCGUCGUGGAAGAAAGAGGUGUGGGUGGCGGCGGUAAGGGAAAUGGGAGUGGUGGCUUCAAGCGAGACAUUCAACUUGAAGACCGAGCCGGAGGUUUCAAGCGUAACGUCGUCGUCGACGCUCGUGGUGUUCGUGGUGGUGGCAAAGGAAAUGGGAGUGGUGGCUUCAAGCGAAGUCCCGAUGUGGAAGCCCGUGGCGUUGGUGGCGGUGGGAAAGGUACCGGUAGUGGUGGCUUUUAA
Molecule: messenger RNA, 378 nt
Organism: Cyphellophora attinorum
Lineage: Eukaryota; Fungi; Ascomycota; Eurotiomycetes; Chaetothyriales; Cyphellophoraceae
Exons: 3
Coding region: 1-378 (125 amino acids)
Source: RefSeq, a predicted model, not a curated record